This is a messenger RNA of Blepharisma stoltei, 651 nucleotides long. NCBI's taxonomy places the organism in Eukaryota, Ciliophora, Heterotrichea, Heterotrichida, Blepharismidae. The record is from the annotation of a GenBank genome assembly.
AUGGGAGGGAGAAGGGAAUAGUAAGUUUUAAUUAGCGACUAUCUUUUCAAAUUAGUAAUUAUUGGUGAUUCUGGGGUUGGGAAAUCAUGCUUAUUGAUUCGUUUUGCAGAUGACUCUUUCACAGAGAGCUAUAUCACAACAAUUGGUGUCGAUUUCAGAUUCAGAACUUUAGCCUUAGAAGAGACCUCAGUUAAAUUACAGAUUGUAAGUGCUAGGUAGUGGGAUACAGCAGGGCAAGAGCGAUUUCGCACAAUCACAACUGCCUAUUAUAGAGGCGCUGACGGAGUUAUGGUAGUUUUUGACAAAACAGACCAUAAUUCUUUUCAAAGCACAGAUGGGUGGAUGGCUGAAGUCAAUCGUCACGCAAAUGAAAACGCUAUCAAGAUGCUUGUCGGAAACAAAUCAGAUAUGGAGAGAGAUUCUCAAGUUAGUAUAGAAGAAGCUGAAGACAAAGCCAAGAGAUAUGGAAUACCAUACAUUGAAACAAGUGCAAAGAAUGCGUACCAAGUCGAUUUAGCUUUUAUGACGAUGGCUAGAGAAUUGAUGAAGCAAAGAAGAGCGUUUGGAGCUCCUCUCGUUUCUAAGCCUGCUCCAAAGGUUAGUUUGACAACAGAAAAUAGGAAUACAAUAAACCAGAACUGCUGCUCAUAA